Messenger RNA from Vigna angularis (adzuki bean), 427 nucleotides. Its product is annotated as serine/threonine-protein kinase CTR1. The record is from RefSeq and is a predicted model, not a curated record. Gene Ontology annotation, molecular function: protein tyrosine kinase activity; ATP binding. Lineage: Eukaryota; Viridiplantae; Streptophyta; Magnoliopsida; Fabales; Fabaceae. Bases 50 to 412 code for a protein of 120 amino acids. The transcript is spliced from 4 exons. Gene Ontology annotation, biological process: protein phosphorylation.
AGAAGCUAGUUAUAUUGAAGUGGUUAUGACAUCGCUAUAGGUUGCAAUAAUGAAGCGGGUUCGCCAUCCGAAUGUGGUGCUCUUCAUGGGCUCUGUUACAAAACGCCCCCAUCUAUCAAUAGUGACAGAGUAUUUGCCUAGGGGUAGUUUAUACCGCCUGAUACACAGACCAGCAUCUGGUGAAAUUCUGGACAAGAGGAAGAGACUGCGGAUGGCAUUGGAUGUGGCUAAAGGAAUCAAUUAUCUCCACUGUCUGAAACCUCCAAUUGUGCACUGGGAUCUCAAAUCCCCAAACUUGUUAGUGGAUAAAAAUUGGACUGUGAAGGUUUGUGAUUUUGGAUUGUCCAGAUUUAAGGCAAUUUCGAGUUUGAAAUUAAGAGUUCUAAACUUUAAAUGUUGUAGCUACAUGUGAAUGCAUGUUAAUUCA